Messenger RNA from Micropterus salmoides (largemouth bass), 2113 nucleotides. It is a transcript of the gene scly, whose product is annotated as selenocysteine lyase. The record is from RefSeq and is a predicted model, not a curated record. Bases 507 to 1829 code for a protein of 440 amino acids. NCBI's taxonomy places the organism in Eukaryota, Metazoa, Chordata, Actinopteri, Centrarchiformes, Centrarchidae. The transcript is spliced from 13 exons.
AAAAUGUAAACCUGCUAGCAAAAAUCAGUUAGCAGCACUAGCUAGCUUUAGCUAAAGUUAACAGAUGUUAACCAACAGUAAAUGAGCGUUAGCUGGCUAAAUAUCACUUCUCUCUGGCAGACAUUGCCAGGGAUGAGAAUGGUUGUUUUAGUGUUCGAGUUAUACGUUUCCCUGCGUUUUGAAUUAUCCGUAAGCGUAGUCGGUACCAGGAAGCUACCAGAUAGCUGUGUAAAUAGUGAGUCUGCUGCUGUCAGCACGGAUGUGAGUUAGUUACUCUGGACGAAUUUAAGCAUUUUUAACCAUAAACGUUGGCUUAAAGUAUGUAAUAAACCUCUGUAGCCUCUUACCCAAAAGGCAUUUAAUCACACACUACAUGGUGAUAACCAUGAGCAGAAUUUGAGCACACAGUGGCUCCAUAAAGAUUCACUUAUAUCUACUGUUGGUUCUGCAGUCAUUCACUGUUCGUGUCUAAGUGUCCUACCAGCUUUCAAAACACAUUGUAAUGUAUGGCCGAACAAUCUGAUGACAUCACCUCGGUAAAGGGUCACACCUUCACUGGCCAUACCUUUCAUCUUUAUUCAGAAAUGAGUCUGGACAGGAUCUACAUGGACUACAAUGCCACUACUCCGCUGGAACCAGAAGUGAUUCAGGCCAUUUCGGAAGCCCUCCAGGAUGCCUGGGGAAACCCGAGUAGCAAUUAUAUAGCAGGCGCUAAAGCCAAGGCAAUUAUUAAUGAGUCCAGAGAGAAUGUGGCGAGAAUGGUUGGAGGUAAAGCAGAAGACAUCAUUUUCACGUCAGGUGGAACUGAGGCCAAUAACCUGGUGAUCCAUACUGCUGUAGAGCACUUCAGGAGAAACUGCAGGGCUUCAGAGCAAGGUGAAGGGCACCAGAAUGGAAGCAAUGGCCUUCCUCACAUAAUCACGUCUAACGUGGAACAUGACUCGGUCAAACUGGCAGCUGAGCGCCUACAGAGAGAUGGCAAGGCCGAUGUGACGUACGUCCCUGUGUCUAAAGGGACAGCACGUGUGGAGGUGGAGGAUGUCAUUGCUGCGGUGCGUCCCAACACGUGUCUCAUCUCUGUUAUGCUGGCCAACAAUGAGACAGGAGUCAUCAUGCCAGUCCAAGAGAUCUGCCAGAGGAUAAAAUUGCUCAACAAGCAGCAUGAGCGGCUCAGGAUCCUACUCCACACUGAUGCUGCUCAGGCUCUGGGGAAAGUCCGAGUAGAUGCCUGUGAACUGGGAGUGGAUUACCUUACCAUAGUGGGACACAAGUUCUAUGCCCCUCGGAUUGGUGCUUUGUACGUGAAAGGCCCUGGAACGAGAACGCCAUUGUAUCCGAUGCUCUUUGGUGGAGGACAGGAAAGAAACUUCAGACCGGGCACAGAAAACACUCCAAUGAUUGCCGGUCUGGGAAAGGCUGCAGAACUGGUGUCGUCUAAUCUGUCAGAUUAUGAGAGUCACAUGAGAAGUACCAAACUUUACUUGGAGGAACAACUGAAGGCCGUCUUUAAAGACAGGAUCCACUUCAACAGCCAUUACCCCGGCUCUGAUAUCCUCCCUAACACAUGUAACGUGUCCAUCCUGGGCCCAACAUUACAAGGCUGGAGGGUAUUGUCCCACUGUACGAGGCUGUUGGCCAGUGUCGGUGCCGCCUGCCACUCAAACAGUGGAGACAGGCCUUCCCAUAUCCUUCUGAGCUGUGGCGUCCCCUCAGAGGUGGCGGCUAAUGCCCUGAGGUUGAGCGUGGGCAGGAGAACGACCAAAGCAGAUGUGGAUGCAGUUGUGGAGGACUUGAGGGAAACUGUGCAACUGCUGGAAGAAAUGGACUGAUGGCCUUCAAGUGCAUAAACAGCAUAAACUCCUGUAGGUCAAAAAGGGAUGCACAGAAUUAAAAAUACAUCAUCUGUGUUUAUUGUUACAUCAACUGAUCGUGUGAAAUGGAUGAAAUAUUUAAUAUAAAUAAUAAAAGGGAAGAACUUGAAGUGACCUGAGGGGUGGUGUUACGGAGAGAUGACUGUACUCAGCUUCCAUCACAUCAUGUGAGUAGCUAAUCAGCUAAUUAGAGUCAGAGCGCUGUGUAUGAGUGUUUCUGAAAUAAAAUAUUUACAUGCACC